CAGCAGAGAUUGUAAAUAAUGUCGUGUUCUCAGAAGGAGUUGGGCGCGGGCCUCGUCGUCUCGCUCACUCCGGGUUUUCAGAAAGAUGUCUUUUAGCAUUUUUUCCCCUCUGUUGUCUUGAUUCCCGGCGAGCAAUGUCGGUUUUUCUAUUUUGUACAUACAGAGUUUUGUAUAUACUGUAUAUGAUGAGCUCGCUGGGCAGCGACAAGGCCCGGGGUCCUCGGGAAAAAGCGCUGCCAGCUGCCACUCAGACAUCACAACCACAGAAGCAAAUAAAGGCUACUGCUGAGCAGAUCCGUCUGGCUCAGAUGAUCUAUGACAAGAAUGAUGCUGACUUUGAGGACAAAGUUAAUCAGCUGAUGGAGGUGACAGGGAAGAAUCAAGAUGAGUGCAUGGUAGCGCUUCAUGACUGUAAUGAGGACGUUAGCAGAGCCAUCAACUUCCUCCUGGAAAGCCCUUCAGACAUGACCUCCUGGGAAACGGUGGGGAAGAAGAAGCCCCUGGUGAAAGAAGGCCCAUCGGAGAGCAAGGAGAACAAGGAGAACAGGGAGAAGAAAGGGGAGAGGGAGGCAAGUAAGGGUCGUGCCUCGGCCAACCGCAAAGGCAAGGGGGCCGGUCGGCGAGGACAGGCACGUCCCGAGGAGAACGGCGUGGAGGCAACCCCGGUGGACAAAGGUUCAGAUCGAGGUCGGAGGGUCAAAGGGAGCAGAGGAUCAGGAGUUCGGGGUCGAGGAAGAGCACCACCUGGGAGCAGGUUCUCAGCCCAAGGCAUGGG
Austrofundulus limnaeus is the source of this 775-nucleotide messenger RNA. Its product is annotated as ubiquitin-associated protein 2. The record is from RefSeq and is a predicted model, not a curated record. Lineage: Eukaryota; Metazoa; Chordata; Actinopteri; Cyprinodontiformes; Rivulidae. Gene Ontology annotation, cellular component: cytoplasm; nucleus. Gene Ontology annotation, molecular function: protein binding.